GAAGGAAUGCUUCCCACUGAAGCUGUUGACGACGUGGUUUAAACUGAAAUGAAACGAGUGGUUUAGUAAUAUGUGCUGCCUCUUAUACUGGAAAGUGUCGAAAUACCUUUUUGACGUGCACUACAACAACCAACAUCGCCCCUAAUGAAAGCGAGGCAGUGUAAACACAACUCCAGGAACAUGAAAAGAUCGGGUGACAGUGAGGGGGAGAAGAGAAGAAAGAGGCGUAGGCUACUGCAGGAGUUGGGAGAUCAGAAGAUCCCCUUUCUGGGACCUGCAGAUCGAGGCUUUCAGCAACUGUGGGAUUCCAGUUACUCUGGCCUGGUGUUGAGGAGAUCAUGCUCGCUGCCUGCUGAGCUGCACGGCCGUGUGCAGGCAGCUCUGCUCACCCUCAGGAAAAAGGGCUGCCUCCUGAAAGAUCUGGUUCGAGUUCGUGACCGAGAUGUUUUCACUGCCGUGUCACGAGCACUAAUAGGUGAACCGGGCCACACCUAUCGCUAUCUGGACACACGGCUUUUCGCUAUACCCUGGCACAGUGAGGACACUGAGGUCAAAGGACAAAACUGUUGUGAGCCUGAUUUGAGAGCUGCUUGCAAGGCAUUGUGGGAGCUUAACACCUUCUUCUGCUCUGAUGUGUCUCAGCUGAAGGAAGGAGACAGGCUAACGCAAUGUGCAAAAGCAGAGGCAGAGGCGAAACUUGGUGAAGAGGGGGAAACAGAGUCAAAACACAGUGAAGACUCAAAGAACAGUGAAGGAGGGGACUCAGAGUCCAGACAAAGCGAGGAGGGGGACACAGAGUCCAAGCACAGUGAGGAGUGGGACAUUGAGUCAAAGCACAGUGAAGAAGGCUGCUCUGGGUCAAAACAAGAAGGGGAGUGGGAGACAGAGUUUAAACACAGUAGCGAGGAGGGAGAGUCCUCUCAAGUCAAACAAAGUGAAACUAGUGCUGCAGGAGCUGCAGAACACACUGAAGGAAAAUGCUCCGGCUGGCCUGACGAGGCCGUCAGCGGCACAGAACCUGAACCUGUGGGACUAGAGGCCCAGGAGAAGCAUGUGGCUCAGCAAAAGCACAGCCUGUCAUAUUACCACAUUCAGGAUAAAGAGGAACGUGCAAGUGGGCAGGGCUGUUCCCAGCCCAGUCCUAAGCAGGUAUGCACUGGUCCAGUCAAGUUCAAUGUCACCUUACUCAACUACAUGGACCCAUCCCAAAUGAGCCAGCUCAAAGAGGAGCCAUACUAUGGCAUGGGGAAAAUGGCAGUAGGGUGGCACCAUGAUGAGAACCUGAUCACUCAUUCGCCAGUUGCUGUUUACAACUAUAGUUGUCAUGAUGACAAAGGUGAGGGUGGUGAAGGAGGCAGCGCUGAAAGGGCAUGCUGGAGGAUUGGGCUCAAAGUAGCCUGGGACAUCCACACACCUGGCCUGAUGCUACCGCUGGAGUCUGGAGACUGCUAUUACAUGAGAGAUGACCUGAACAGCACCCACCAGCAUUGUGUCCUUGCUGGAGACACGGCACGCUUCAGCUCCACGCACAGAGUGGCCGAGUGUUCCAGUGGAACCUUGAGCUACAUCCAGUCACGGUGCCAAGAGGCCCUGUCCAACCUGCACACUGACCCCGAGACAGGCUCCCAUAGCCUGCUGACCCUGCAGCCGGCAAUUCUACAGCAUUGUGAGGAGAUUCACAAUGAGGUUGAAUUCGAAUGGCUACGACAGUACUGGUUUCAGGGCCAGCGUUACGCCCGCUUCUGUAGCUGGUGGACCAGACCAAUGGAGCAACUGGAAAAGGACUGGAAGCUCAUGGAGACCAUGACAAUGCUUUUCCUGGCUACAGUGGAGGAGGAAGGCCAAGCAGGGGAGGGUAGAAGGGAGAUGGCAGAAACCCUGCUGUCUGCUUUGACAGACAGACACCAGCAAAGACAGACAUGGAGAGACAGGUGCCACUCGAGUCUGGCCCAGACAUUACCCCCUGAGGAGGCUCCAGUGGACCGACCCUUUUGGGGUGUGGAUGACCCCAGCAUGCCUCUGCCCUUUGAUCUGGCUGACAUCAUCAACAGAGUGGAGUCGCUGCUCUGGAGGAUGUGAAGGAUUCAUGGAGGAAGUGAA
Melanotaenia boesemani (Boeseman's rainbowfish) is the source of this 2100-nucleotide messenger RNA. RefSeq names its product FTO alpha-ketoglutarate dependent dioxygenase (gene fto). The record is from RefSeq and is a predicted model, not a curated record. The transcript is spliced from 10 exons. Lineage: Eukaryota; Metazoa; Chordata; Actinopteri; Atheriniformes; Melanotaeniidae. Gene Ontology annotation, molecular function: broad specificity oxidative DNA demethylase activity; mRNA N6-methyladenosine dioxygenase activity; ferrous iron binding. Gene Ontology annotation, biological process: DNA alkylation repair; regulation of multicellular organism growth; RNA repair. The coding region runs from base 145 to 2079 and encodes 644 amino acids.